GUUCGUAAAAGUGAGCGGCUAUUUCGGAUUUACCGCCAAUAAAUCGUUGUCGGUUGUGUGGUGACGCCGCGUGGUUCGAUUUAACGUUGUUUUCUCAUCCGUUCGUGCUUUAAAGUUGUGAAUAUAUUUCGGUGUCUUGAAAGUGGAUUUAAUGUAAAGGUCUUGUGUGGUGAUCGUGCGCGGUAUAAGGGCCUUUUGCAGCCGCCGCCAUGUCGGACAGCAGGGCUUGGGAGGGUAACAAUAUGUGGUGGGCUAACCCGGAACAACAAAUUCAGAUGCAAGGGUCACCCUUGCAGAACCAACCAGGGUUGGAACACAACCCCGCGAUUAGUUCUUCCGGUCAAACUCCCCAAAAUCAAAUGUUUAGUUACAAGAUGGCCAGCACCUUCGAAAAUACUAACACUUCGAACUCGAAUUGUGAUACUCAGUACAGUAGUCAGCAGCAACAGCAAAUUGAUUAUAGUCAGCAGGGACAAUGGUGGGGAUUCCAGCAGAGCCAGCAAGAUAUGCAUGGUACUGGGUUGCAAGGGUUGCAAAAUAUGUCCAACCAGCAGCAGCAGAGUAUGCAGAAUCAUGGGCAACAGGACGCUCAGUCUAGACAGGAAGAAGCACAGAGACAAGAAGUAACCCGACAGCAUCAGGAGGCUGUUCAAAGGCAGCAGCAAGAGGAAUACAGGCAGCAUCAAGAAGCUAUCCAACAACAUCGUCAAGCAAUAGCCGAAGCUCAAGCCAGGCAUCACCAGCUACAACAGCAGACGCAUCAGUUGCAGCAACAACUUCAGCUGCAAAACAACCACCACCAGGUUUUACAGCAACAACAGCAGUUUACUCAGCCACACAAAGGCAGAAUGCCUAAAAAAGCGGACGCCAAACCAAGGGGUCGUAUGACCGCCUACGCGUUCUUCGUGCAGACCUGCAGGGAGGAGCACAAGAAGAAGCACCCCGAAGAGAACGUCGUCUUCGCCGAAUUCUCGAAGAAGUGCGCCGAGAGAUGGAAGACCAUGUUGGACAAGGAAAAGAAACGCUUUCACGAAAUGGCUGAGACCGACAAGAAGCGUUAUGACACCGAAAUGCAGAGCUACACACCCCCCAAGGGCGAAAAACAGAGAGGCAAGAAAAGGAAACAACAGAAAGAUCCUAAUGCACCAAAAAGAUCAUUGUCUGCUUUCUUUUGGUUCAGUAACGAUGAGCGUGCUAAGGUAAAGGCACAAAAUCCCGAAUACGGAGUCGGUGAUAUCGCCAAGGAACUGGGCAGAAGAUGGGCUGAUGCCGAUCCUGAGGCCAGGGCAAAAUUCGAAGCCUUGGCUGAUAAGGACAAAGCUAGAUAUGAAAAAGAAAUGACAGCUUAUAAAAAGAAAAACAACCCAGCUGCCCAACAGUCUGUACCUGAAGAAGAACCAGAGGAGGAUGAGGAAGUCGAAGAGGAGGAUGACGAUUAAACAAGCGACGUUUCGUUUUAAUCGCCCUCUCAUUCCCUCAGGUUUCAGACUGACCCCCAAACAUUGCCCUUAAUUAAUUAUUAAAUUAAAGUCUGUGUUAUUCCCGAUGUUUAUUUUAUACGUUUAAUACUAAAUUGUAUGUUAUACUGUCUUCGAGCCAUAAGGGUUUUAAUGAUUGGCAUUCAGUCGGAUUUUUGUAAAUAGUUAUCCCGUAGCAUUGUAAUUUUUUGUUCUUAAAAUAUGUUUUUUACCCAUUCAGUGUGUACUUAUAACAGAUUAUAAUUUCAGGAUUACUCAAUUUUGACAGAAAAUUUAAUUUGUCCCUUUAUGGGGUAAAUUUUACGUUUCUCUCUGUAUAAAGUCUUGACUUUUGAACUCUGUUAUCCAACUGACAGUUUGGGAGAAGCAUGCACAAGCCAGUUAUUUACAAAUGACGAUACUUUUCUAACGUAUAUAGUUGCUUAGACUUGCUUCAUGUUUGAACAACUUUUUUAAUAAUAUGACUGGUUCAUAUUAUAUUACUUGUCAUUGUUAAUAGUCUAAAAGUCACUGUAUUCGCUCAGUGUUUUGCAAUUAUUAUAGUAAUUUUUUAGUUUUUCAUUCGCCUAAUUUUUAAUUUACCUCAUAUAUCAGCUCCAAUAGAUUUCAAAUUUUGGUUUUUGCUAUGAAAAUUAAUCAUACCAGCAGCCAUGUAUCAUAACAAUUUGUACAGAUUAAAUAUAAUAAUUUAAAAUGGAUAGGUCAUUGUCAUCUUAAAUCUUAAUGCAUAAGGUGGCCUGUGAGUUUCGCCCAACCAUUGUAUGGUAUAAUAUAAAAGUUUUUCUGUAUCGCAGUGUUAUGUUGUCUUUUAUAUGGCCAAAAUUACAUUACUGUCCAAAUUUCUCUUGGUAAAAAGUAAAUAUCCUUUGGGAUUUCGGUUAAAUUCAACAUGUGUAAUUUUGGUCCAAAAAAAGAAAGCAAAGUAUUUUUUAGACGUAUUUAAUAAAAGAGAUAAAAUUACACUUUCCCUAGUGCAUAAGCAGAGCAUAUUUUUUUUAAUUAAUUUGACUUCAUUUAAAUAUAUUACAUUGAAUUGAUAACCAAAGUGGGGCAGCCGUCCUCUUAUUUACAUGUUAGUGAAUGUAUAUUCUGUCAUAACGAACAAUACUUUUUUAAAUAAUUAGUACAGACUGAGUUUGAAGUGUCUCUUGGAUAUAUUUAAUAUUUUUGCAAAUUUCAAUUUAAUAAUCUAUCUCAUAUUAUCGCCAAUAUGGUGUAACUCGAGAACAUGUAAAUUUUUGUAAGUGAAAUGUCUAUUAGUUUACUAUAUUUAAGUUAGUCAUUUAAAGAUAAUUUGUUAGUAUUUUUAAGGUACUCCAUGUGGAUCCAUUAAAUGGAACAUUUCACUUUCAUAGCUGCGCUCUGUUCUUAAUCGUAGGACCAGAUUGAUAUAGGAAACAAUGUUUGUUUUUUAUAAUGUCUAGGGAUGAAUAAAAAAAACAAUUAA
This is a messenger RNA of Anthonomus grandis grandis, 2925 nucleotides long. Its product is annotated as polycomb protein Scm-like. Gene Ontology annotation, cellular component: nucleus. The coding region runs from base 210 to 1439 and encodes 409 amino acids. The record is from RefSeq and is a predicted model, not a curated record. Gene Ontology annotation, molecular function: protein binding; zinc ion binding; DNA binding, bending. Gene Ontology annotation, biological process: regulation of transcription by RNA polymerase II. The transcript has 7 exons. Lineage: Eukaryota; Metazoa; Arthropoda; Insecta; Coleoptera; Curculionidae.